UAGACACCAUAUAUCCUCACUUCCUCUUUGAUUUAUUGAGGCAACUCCACACACCUGCUCCUGCUUUCCAGCCUUAGUUUUUUUUUUCUCUCUGUUUCAUCCAUUGUUUAUUUCUUUUUUUCUUUGUUUUCUGAGGCAGACCUAUCGCCUAUACCGACGCUGGCAUCAGUUCUGUUCACUUCUCGUUUUCGUCGUGGUGGCACUUGGUGCGUCUACUGUACACCAGGCAGGAGAUGAGUCGGUGGUGGACGAAGGCGCAUUGCUCGUUUGAUCUCUCUCACAUGAGGGUGUUUUCUGUUAUUGCGCUUUCACUGUGAAAUCAGGGAUCGUCUACAGUUGCCUCCCUGGACACAAUUUUCAACAUAACUUGGUUUGUUAUUUUCCUCCUCGCCGCUGCGGUCGGUCGUCCUGCGCCGUGACACGAUGCUUAAACAGUAAAUCAUUUUGAGAAAUAGGCCUAUACAAACGAAGUGGAUAUGCAGUCGGUGAAGAUGAGAGCCGCGGCGGGGGUGAAGGAAUUUGCGGGGAAGACCUUGGGUCAUAUGUACAGGGUGAUAGAGAGGAAACAGAAAGACGGGGAGGUGAUUGAACUGACCGAGGAUGGGCGGCCCUUGCAGGCCCCGGAGAAGAAGCCCCCGCUGUGCGACUGCAGCUGUUUCGGGCUGCCCCGCCGCUACAUCAUUGCCAUCAUGAGCGGUCUGGGUUUCUGCAUCUCCUUCGGUAUCCGGUGUAACUUGGGCGUGGCAAUAGUGGGCAUGGUCAACAACAGCACCAUCCACCAGAACGGGAAGAUCAUCAUCAAAGAGAAAGCCAAGUUUAACUGGGAUCCGGAGACGGUGGGGAUGAUUCACGGAUCGUUUUUCUGGGGCUACAUCGUGACACAGAUCCCAGGAGGGUACAUAUCCUCCAGGCUGGCUGCAAACAGGGUGUUUGGUGCAGCUAUCGUCCUAACCUCGACGCUCAACAUGUUUAUUCCCACGGCUGCCAGAGUCCACUACGGGUGUGUCAUUUUUGUAAGAAUAUUACAAGGACUGGUGGAGGGAGUGACCUAUCCAGCCUGUCAUGGCAUAUGGAGUAAGUGGGCUCCUCCGCUGGAAAGGAGUCGUCUAGCCACCACCUCUUUCUGCGGCUCCUAUGCUGGUGCUGUGAUAGCGAUGCCUCUGGCUGGGAUCCUGGUGCAGUAUUCAGGCUGGUCGUCUGUGUUCUACGUCUAUGGGUGCUUUGGGAUUUUUUGGUACAUGUUCUGGAUCUUAGUGUCCUACGAGAGCCCGGCCGAACAUCCAACCAUCACUGAUGAAGAACGCUGCUACAUUGAGGAGAGCAUUGGAGAGAGUGCCAAACUAAUGGGUCCUACUGAGAAAUUCAAGACCCCCUGGAGAAAGUUCUUCACCUCUAUGCCUGUCUAUGCAAUCAUUGUGGCCAACUUCUGCAGGAGCUGGACAUUUUAUCUGCUGCUCAUCAGCCAGCCUGCGUACUUUGAGGAGGUGUUUGGCUUUGAGAUCAGCAAGGUUGGCAUGCUGUCUGCCCUGCCCCAUUUGGUGAUGACCAUCAUUGUGCCCAUCGGGGGCCAGCUGGCUGACUACCUGCGCAGCAAGAACAUCCUGUCCACCACUACCGUCAGGAAGAUCAUGAACUGUGGAGGAUUUGGCAUGGAGGCCACAUUGCUGCUGGUGGUAGGAUAUUCCCACAGCAAAGGGGUGGCAAUCUCCUUCUUGGUUCUCGCGGUGGGCUUCAGUGGAUUUGCUAUAUCAGGGUUCAAUGUCAAUCACUUGGACAUUGCUCCACGCUAUGCCAGCAUCCUAAUGGGCAUCUCUAAUGGUGUGGGUACUCUCUCCGGGAUGGUGUGUCCCCUGAUUGUUGGUGCUAUGACAAAGAACAAGACUCGAGAGGAGUGGCAGUAUGUGUUCCUGAUUGCCUCCCUGGUGCAUUAUGGGGGCGUGGUGUUUUACGGGAUCUUUGCAUCGGGGGAGAAACAGCCGUGGGCUGACCCAGAACUGACCAGUGAGGAGAAGUGUGGCUUCAUCGACGAGGACGAGCUGGCAGAAGAGACGGGCGACAUCACUCAGAGUUACGGUGCUUUGGGCGGCCCGGCGAAGUCCUACGGUGCAACCACACAGGUUAACGGCGGCUGGCCCGGUGGCUGGGAGAAGACAGAGGAGUAUGUCCAAGAGGAGGCGCAGGGAGGAGGGUACGGAUACAGGCAGGAUGAUGGCUAUUCUUAGACCAAACGCACACCACAUUCACUGACACAUGAGUAGACUUAUUUUCCUAAGUGUGCAUCCAUUUAGACAUAAAACAGCUGUCAACAAACAAGAAACAAGAUAAAGAGAAACUACAAUCCAUUGUUUGAUUGCUCAAACGCAAAUAGUUAAAAAAAAAAAAAGAUUUUAAAAAAUAAUUAAGCUAUUGUAAAAAAAAAAAUACUGAAAGAUAUCUGAUUUAAUAGAGGUGUAACACAUAUCGAAUUGGCAAGCUGUAAGUGUAUUAUUAUGCAUAUGGAUAAUAGGUAUAUUUAUUUGGAGUGCAAUCGUGUGUAAUCGUGUGAAUCAUUCUCACCUCAUCAACCAGGGCUUCUUGAUCACACUGAAGCCAGUAGGGAUAGAAACAGUCCAUAUGAACUGACCCCUGAUUUAUCAUUUUAACUGGUUGUUAUUACAGUACAACACCCUACAGGCCAGCCAUUACAGUGUAUAAAUACGUCACUGCACAACAUUGUAACCAGAAACUAGACACUGUUGAAAUAGGUUAUACUGUAUCUCUCCUGAAUGCACUGAGAGUAGUGUGUCCUUUUAAUGCACAAUAUGGGGAUUUUGUUUCCUUAUUAUUAGCUUCUGUGUUGGUAAAACUGUGUCCUUAACACAUAAGUGACCUGGCAUAGAGAAUCUGUACUGAUUUGAUGAGUGGCAAAAAACGACGUUUGUGAUGAGCUGUGGCAGGUACUUUUGGUUACAAUGCAUGAAAGGUAAAAAUGUGCCGAUGUCUUUCAAAUGUUCGCUGUUUGUGGUUUGUUUUGUAACACGUUACCUCGGCAGUUGAGAGUAUGAUUUUACCAAUUGCAAACCCAUCACAUCUCAGCAGUAUAGUGCAGGAGUAAAGCCAUUCUCAUGAUGAUACUCCACAUGUAACGUCUAGUCACUUCAAGUCUAGUCUUACCAAUGCGUUAUUUAAAUUAUAUAUUAUAUGAAAAUGAAAUGAUAUGAUUAUGACAGAAAUAUCUAAAGAUACUGUACACUAAGUGAAGAUAUAUACAAAUUUAUAGAUGAAAUUUAGAUAUGCGAGACCAAGAGAUCCUGGUUAUUCCACUUCUCAUGGCCUUGGUUUAAUUCUGCCUCGUGUAAUGAAGGGUUUGUGCAAUGCAGAGACUUUGAGAAAGUAUAGAUUAACCAAUCAGUAUCAGAGUCUUACAAUAUUAUGGCAGAAAACUGAAGAAAAACUAAUGUUUUAUGGGAGAAGGGAAAAAUGUUUAAGGAUUGCAAAAGAGACAUUCAAAGUUUAUGGGUAAGGGUAUAGAUGAGUGACUAAACUUCAUUUUUAGAAUCUAUAAUGGGAUGAAUUCCAAAAUGUCAAACGACAUUACAGAUGUUUUCAAACGGCGUUAACGUUCUUGACCAAGCUUUUGAAUGUUUGAAAAAGUCGAAAACCAUAUAGUUCAUCUCUUUGGGAGACGUUUAUUUACACCAGAAUCCCAGAGAUGGCGGGGUGACCAGUCACAUAAAAGCGCAUGUAGGGUCCAGUCCAUUUGCAAAAAGUGGGAGAGAGAUGAACGCCGCGAUGCCGUAACGUGAAUUACUGUAUUAGGUAUCAUCACUGACUGGUGCACUGGGCUCCUGAGCAGGAAGCACAAGCAACACAACACUGACAAGGUGUGCAGGGGGGGCCAAGGUACCCAAUCAUCUCACUCCUCACUUGUCUGUGGAGACCUAAAGUCAGCACUUCACAAUAUAGAUGUGUGUGGACGUGUAUUUAUGCAUGGAACAAAGUGUAAGUUGUACGUUUGACUCUCUAUUUGCUUUCCUUUUCGAUUUCUUUCCAUUUUAAUUUGUCUCUGUCUCUCAAACUGUUACUGAUGUGUCAAUUUCUUUGCACAAUUAACCAAAGGUGAAGUGUAGAGCUGGGUUUUAGCUGGAAAUCAAUUUUUUGGUAACACCUUACAAUAAUGGUGCAUGAAUUUACAAUAUGUUAAUACUUUCAUUAAUGUAUGAAUCAUGAUAAGUUAAGGCAUACACUAAUUAUUAUAAGAUCAAGACAAAGUGAUGUUGCUACCUGAGCUAACUAUUGAUCAUCUUUGUUAUAAUGUAUUAAUUCUUUAUGAACUAAUAGUUUAAUACCUUGAAUUGAUGACUUUCAGGGCCCUGACAAGUAAAGACAUGACAUGAUUAUUUGUUUACAAAUUAUUAGCUUAUGUAAAAGCAUUCCAGAUUUGUAAGUCUGUGUUUGUGUGGUGUGUGGUUGCACAGGGCCAGCAGCUCAAGCACACACCCUUAAAUAGUAACUGAUACAUCAAUUCAUGGUAUUAACUAACACUAUUAAGUUCAUAAGGAAUCAGUACAUUAUAACAACCAUUAUUGGCUCGGGUAGGAGCAUUAAUCAUGGGUAUAUUCCUCAACUCAUCAUAACUCAUACAGAAGUUAAAGUAUUAACAUAUGCCAUUCUUGUUGAGUGUUGCCCUGUUUUUUAAGGGAUUGCAGACCAUCAGCAGCGAGGCUCCACCCCGUGCCUCCAGUCUGCAGAUGGCACCAAACAUUACGCAGUGUACAGAGCAAUAAAUCCAUAGUAACAGUUCCUGUCAAAUGUCGACAUUACAAGCACAGUCACGUAACUGUUUUUUAUGCAUUUGUUUUCAAGUCGUGUUUUUGUGAUAACAAAUGUAGAAAAUAAACACAAAUACUUGUAAAGAAAAAAAAACCUAGAAAUAUAUGUAUAGAUAUAUAGUAACAGAGUCCAACACAAACAUCUUUGACAAGAAGAAAAUGCAAGGAGUUUGUGAGGGGACUGCUCACCAGAUGAGAAUGAUAAUCUGGGCUCCGUCUAAGAGGCGGACGCUCUUCUUCUCCAUGUGUCUGUUUCUGUUCAGGUAUGAUCCUCACUGAGGGUGUGCUGUUUCUCUCUCUCUCUCUCUCUCUCUCUCUCUCUCUCUCUCUCUCUCUCUCUCUCUCUCUCUCUCCCUCCCUCUCUCCUUUUCUCUCAUUAAUUUUUAGUUUGACGGGUGUUAGACAUUCAGUAGCUGAACCCCCACUUUAACCACAUGUAUGUCCCUCCCUUCUACCCCCCCACCCCACCCCCACCUCCCAUUUCGUUGUCACAAUAUUCAGUGACUUGAGGAUUGUCUGAAAACAGAUGAAUCAACAUUUUCAAAUAUGACAGAUGUGCAACAUGAAGUGAUGGUUAAAUUUUCCUGUUUUUGUGCCUCUGAGUGAAGUUCCAGUGUGAUUAUAUGGCUUCUUUUGCUGUGUAAAUUGAGAGGGUUGUUGAUGUCAAAAUGAAAUAUAUCCUUUUUUGAUAAAAAAAAAAAA
Molecule: messenger RNA, 5513 nt
Organism: Myripristis murdjan (pinecone soldierfish)
Lineage: Eukaryota; Metazoa; Chordata; Actinopteri; Holocentriformes; Holocentridae
Gene: slc17a6b
Product: solute carrier family 17 member 6b
Exons: 12
Coding region: 477-2222 (581 amino acids)
Biological process (GO): transmembrane transport; synaptic transmission, glutamatergic; regulation of synapse structure or activity
Cellular component (GO): excitatory synapse; synaptic vesicle membrane
Molecular function (GO): neurotransmitter transmembrane transporter activity; L-glutamate transmembrane transporter activity
Source: RefSeq, a predicted model, not a curated record